Molecule: messenger RNA, 1389 nt
Organism: Anopheles nili
Lineage: Eukaryota; Metazoa; Arthropoda; Insecta; Diptera; Culicidae
Gene: Phm
Product: peptidylglycine alpha-hydroxylating monooxygenase
Exons: 6
Coding region: 1-1206 (401 amino acids)
Biological process (GO): peptide metabolic process
Cellular component (GO): extracellular region; membrane
Molecular function (GO): oxidoreductase activity, acting on paired donors, with incorporation or reduction of molecular oxygen, reduced ascorbate as one donor, and incorporation of one atom of oxygen; copper ion binding
Source: RefSeq, a predicted model, not a curated record
AUGCAUCGGCUACGAGCGUCACGGUCCUGUCACCGUUUCCAUAUGGCAGCAGCAUCCGGUAGCAGUUGCAGAACCAACCCCAGUUGUACGAACAGCAGCAACAGCAAUAGCAGCAGCAGCAGCAGCAGGAGUAAAAGCACAGACCAAUUGACGAUGUGCUGGUUGGUGGUGGGUUGUGUGCUUUUAGCGCUCAGUGUGCCACCCUCGGUUAAUGGGCUGCCCGAGGGUGGUGGGUCUGAUGGAAACUAUCCGGUCGGAAGAUUCCCAAUCCUGAUGCCGAAGGUCGUCCCGUACAAGCCCGAACUCUACCUCUGCACACCGGUGAAGGUGGACUACACGAAGAGCUACUACAUCGUUGGCUUUGAACCGAACGCAACGAUGGCUACCUCACACCACAUGCUGCUGUACGGUUGCGGAAAACCCGGCUCAGAAUCGGCGGUAUGGAACUGCGGCGAGAUGUCCGGAGGCAGUGAGGAGAGCGGUAGUCCCUGCGGGAAGGGUGCACAGUCGCAGAUCAUCUACGCGUGGGCUCGCGAUGCUCCGAAGCUGGAGCUUCCCGAGGGCGUUGGAUUUAAGGUCGGCAAGGACUCGCCGAUUCAAUACAUUGUGCUGCAGGUUCACUACGCCCACAUCGACAAAUUCAAAGACGGAACCACGUACGACGAUUCGGGCAUUUUCAUCCACUACACGACGAAACCACUGUCGAAGCAGGCCGGUGUCAUCUUGCUCGGAACGGGCGGGUACAUACCGCCAAUGGCCACCGAGCAUAUGGAAACGCUGUGCGACAUCCAGGAGGAUAAAGUGAUUCAUCCAUUCGCGUACCGUACGCACACUCACAGCCUAGGUCGUGUGGUGUCUGGCUAUCGGAUCCGGAAGGACGAUGCCGGUGCUAACCAAUGGACGUUACUCGGCAAGCGGGACCCGUUGACGCCACAAAUGUUCUACCCCGUGGAGAGUCAAGAUCCGAUUCGAAAGAACGACCGCCUCGCAGCCCGUUGCACCAUGGAGAGUAACCGUACGCGAAUCACAAUAAUUGGUGCAACCAAUGAGGACGAAAUGUGCAAUUUCUAUUUGAUGUACUACGUGGAGAACGAUGAGCCACUGGAGAUGAAAUAUUGUUUCAGUAACGGACCGCCUCUCUUCCGUUGGAGUAAUCGUGAAACGGAGCUUAAUCACAUCCCUGAUUACGAUGCAAGUCAUUUGUAGAGUGGCUAAAUUAGCUCAACAAAAACCGACAAUGACCGCACAACAGCGGCCUUCCAUUAUGUUGGAAGUUUAGCCGAGAGUUUUCCACUUUUCUGCAAUAGGACUGCUGUUGCUGCUGCUGCUGAUGCUGCUGCUACACUGGGACCUCUUUCCAGCGCUCUCCCUUUGUCUCCCAGACGUACA